Molecule: messenger RNA, 590 nt
Organism: Prunus avium (sweet cherry)
Lineage: Eukaryota; Viridiplantae; Streptophyta; Magnoliopsida; Rosales; Rosaceae
Source: RefSeq, a predicted model, not a curated record
CGAGACCAUGGAGAGGCUUGGGUGCGGGUCUUCUUCGGAGCUUCUGCUGCCCAGCUCGGUGAAGGGGCUCAAGAACUUGCUCUCUAUUGCUGCUCAUAAGAAGCUUUAUUUUCCUGACCGGCUUCACAAGGACUUCCUCGAGGUGAUGUUCACCAACAGGAAGGAGAGAGAAGAACUCCUUGAAGGUUUAGUCAUUGACACCAAGGACACAACAAUCCCCAAAUUCCCCCAGAGAAUACAUCUGUUGUGGGGUGAAAAUGAUCAGAUAUUCCAGCAGGAGCUUGCCCACAACAUGAAAGAGCAACUAGGAGAAAAUGCAACAUUUGAAGGCAUAAAGAAGGCAGGUCACUUGGUCCACUUGGAAAGACCUUGUGUUUACAAUAGAUGUCUCAAGCGAUUCCUUGCUUCCCUCCCCAAUGAAGAUGGAGCUCAGAAAUAAAACACAAUCAUUCUAUGUAUUUGUGUUCUUCUUCCUAUAUAUUGCUUCAAGUAUAAUUACGAAAAAUUGUCUUAUUGUUUAGUACUGUUAGGUGGUUAAAACCACGAUGUUUGCUCCGAGAAUUUUAAUGAAUUUUCUUAUGUUCCGAGAA